This is a messenger RNA of Cynara cardunculus var. scolymus (artichoke), 902 nucleotides long. Its product is annotated as ADP-ribosylation factor 2. NCBI's taxonomy places the organism in Eukaryota, Viridiplantae, Streptophyta, Magnoliopsida, Asterales, Asteraceae. Gene Ontology annotation, biological process: vesicle-mediated transport; intracellular protein transport. Gene Ontology annotation, cellular component: cytoplasm. The transcript is spliced from 7 exons. The record is from RefSeq and is a predicted model, not a curated record. Gene Ontology annotation, molecular function: GTP binding; GTPase activity. Bases 94 to 639 code for a protein of 181 amino acids.
CCCCAUAUUCUACAAUCCCCCCUCGCGCUCUCGUUCCCUUUUCGAUCGAUCCCUCUCCAAAAGCUUUUCGCAGGGAUCCUCACCAGCAAUAAAAUGGGGCUAACAUUCACCAAACUCUUUAGCCGGCUCUUUGCCAAGAAAGAGAUGCGCAUCCUGAUGGUGGGUCUCGAUGCAGCUGGUAAGACAACCAUAUUGUACAAGCUCAAGCUUGGUGAGAUCGUGACAACAAUCCCUACCAUUGGGUUUAAUGUGGAGACUGUCGAGUACAAGAACAUCAGCUUCACCGUGUGGGAUGUUGGUGGUCAAGACAAGAUUCGUCCACUAUGGAGGCACUACUUCCAGAACACACAGGGUCUUAUCUUUGUGGUUGAUAGCAAUGACAGGGAUAGAGUUGUUGAGGCAAGAGAUGAGUUGCAUAGGAUGUUGAACGAGGAUGAGCUUCGUGAUGCAGUCUUGCUUGUAUUUGCUAACAAACAAGAUCUUCCAAAUGCAAUGAAUGCUGCUGAAAUCACUGAUAAGCUCGGCCUCCAUUCCCUCCGACAGCGCCACUGGUACAUCCAGAGCACCUGUGCGACAUCUGGAGAGGGACUUUAUGAGGGUUUGGAUUGGCUUUCUAACAACAUCGCUAACAAGGCAUAAGUGUGAUAUGAAACCAUUCCCUGAAUGCGGAUCUUGGAUGCGAGCAUUUGCUUGGUUUAAGUGGUGAGCUUCGUAUCAUCUGGUUGUGCUCAAUGUGUGCAUUUCUGGGCAGGGUUUUUGUGCUUUUGUUCUGUAGCGAGCGAUGUUGUGUCUGGUAUAAUAUUUGGUUGUAUUUCAAGUACUUUUUAAAACCUAAAGUUGUAACAGAGAUUAAUUUUGGUUGUUUUUUAUAUGUUUCUUAGAUUCAACUAAACUUCACUUUA